UCAGUAUUCUGUAUUUUCUGUUUUAGGCAGAGCAGGCGACCCAAAAUGCUGAAGACCAAGGAAAGGAGCACAAGCCUCUCCAAGUUAACGGGUUCCGCACGGCUAAAAAGAAGAAUGGAGUGAUAAGUACGAAAAAUAUAAAUUUCUUUAACGGCAAGGAGAGUAAUAACAAAAUGGCUGACAAGAGUGAAAGGGCCAAUGACAAGCCAGGCGUUAUGCGUGUGCCCAAAAUCAACGGCGUAUUAAAGAAAGACUCGGCGAAGGAAAGCGUGAGGGAGACUUCAGAUCGAGAAGAUGCAGCUCGUGUCGAGAAACUUAUGCAAAACAUGGGCGAGCUGUGGUUGAGAUCCGAAGUGUCACAGUUGGAAGACAAAACUAGAAAAGUGUUUAAAGACAGUCUGCCACCUUACCUAGUACCGGACGCUGAAGCAUUCCUAAACCACCCAUCUAUUAUCAAAAAAUUAAUUUCCGCUAAAAAAUUCAUCGUUCUUAUUCCAUCAAUUGUUGUUUCAGCUCUUGAUGAAUGUAAACAAAGUAGCAGCAAAGUAAGGGAUACAAUCAGAUGGCUUGAAUGGCAGUUAAGAAAGGGUGAAAGGAAUAUAAGGAUUCAAAGAACAAACGAGCACCAGUUCAUACCGUAUAUCAAGUAUCCUAAAAAGAAAGACAAAGAAGCUUGGAUGUUUAUGCAAGUUGUGGAAUGCUGCAAUUACCUCUGCAAUCAGAGCACUGGCGAGAAGAACCCAGAACUCGUGACGCUGCUCACCGGCUCUAAGGCCCUUCUCACCAGUAGUCAACCGACAAACGGCUACAGUCACAUCAGUGUAGCCAAAUCUGCAGGCAUUAACGUGGAACACAUUGAGACGUUCUUCAGCAAAUGGAAAAGCUCUUCGAAGAGUCACGGUUGAAGUCUGGAAUUAGCCGGAGGGCUUUAUAAAACUGGAAUGAUCCGAGAAGAAGAGGGUAGAAAGAGAUAUAAAAAUAGGGGGUUAAGAGGAAAAUAAGUGAGCGCGAGCGAGAGAGAGAGAGAGAGCGAGAGGGUGAUUCUGUCGGCAUCGCCGAUGGCGCUUGUGGGGGGCGCGAACCUCUCUUGAGUCUCCUGCUCCGGACCACCUCUCGCCAUCCAAGGCUUAUCUGCCCGGUCCCAAAGUGGCCAUUCUUCAUUUAGUUAAACUCGACAUCCGUUGUUGUUCGCGGGACACCCCGUUCUCCUAUCGUCGUCCCGAAACAUUAUUUAAUUUAACCCAAUUCCUUUGGGACUACUAAAAAAAAAAAAAAAAAAAAAAAAAAA
Cimex lectularius (bed bug) is the source of this 1288-nucleotide messenger RNA. RefSeq names its product protein SMG5-like. Bases 174 to 905 code for a protein of 243 amino acids. Gene Ontology annotation, biological process: nuclear-transcribed mRNA catabolic process, nonsense-mediated decay. Gene Ontology annotation, cellular component: telomerase holoenzyme complex. Gene Ontology annotation, molecular function: telomeric repeat DNA binding; telomerase RNA binding. Lineage: Eukaryota; Metazoa; Arthropoda; Insecta; Hemiptera; Cimicidae. The transcript has 7 exons. The record is from RefSeq and is a predicted model, not a curated record.